This is a messenger RNA of Carya illinoinensis, 1882 nucleotides long. RefSeq lists its product as uncharacterized. The transcript is spliced from 8 exons. NCBI's taxonomy places the organism in Eukaryota, Viridiplantae, Streptophyta, Magnoliopsida, Fagales, Juglandaceae. The coding region runs from base 1 to 1137 and encodes 378 amino acids. The record is from RefSeq and is a predicted model, not a curated record.
AUGCCACUAAUUGGUAGAGGCAGAACACGACGUAGAUUAGAAGGCACAACUGAAGCAAGAAAUACAACACCUAUUGCUACCCUCUAUCUUAGAGAUGAUGGAAAUUUAAGCUCGGACAACUCAACCCAACAACCGGAUGACGUCCCGAGUAUAGAACCCUAUUCCCCACUAGAUGUUGAUUCACCUGGAAACACGAAUGGUGAUGGACCACCUACUCGAAAACGUGGGCGUGGACCAGCUAAGAGUACGGAGUUUGAGAAGCUUCGCAAGCAUGGAAAGAUAACAUUGAAGAUAAAUGAUGGUAAGACUUCACCUUGCUGUGAAAACUAUGUUGUGUUUACAACGAGGGUUACUUGGAUAUUGAAGCACCAUGGUGACUUGAGUCAUCCUAGUUGGCAUGAUGUACCAGAAAAUGAACAGCAAGAGUUGAUUAGUCGUGUUCGAGCUAACUUUAUCCUAGAUUGGACAAAGAAAAAUCAUUGCGACACAGUAAUGAAGGCUCUGAGGAAGAGGUUCAAUCACAUUCGGUAUGGCCCCCAUUUGGUGAGCCCAGAAAAUUGGGUGAAGUUAUGCAAUAGAUGGUCAAGUGAGGGGUUUAAGAUGAUAUCUGAGCGAAAUAAAUGUAAUAGGGAAAAGCAACAAACUAACCACACAACUGGAAGAACCUCAUUUGUGCGGCUACUGGAAAUGAGGUCAGAGAAUGAUGGUGAUAAUUUGGUUGAUUUUUUCAAAGAGGUGAGGUGGUCAAAGAAGAAGGGAACAUUUGUGACUCCCAUGAUGGAAGAAAUGCAUAACAAGAUGGUAGCCAAGAUGUCUGAACUUGAGCCUGAGAAGCGGACUAAGGAGGCAGCUGCAGAAGUAUUUAGGGAGGUCCUAGGCCAUAGGUCAGGAUAUGCAAGGGGACUGAGCGAGAUGGUCAUUCCCGAGUCUUCUAGACAACGCACAAAUGAACGAAUUGCUGAAUUAUCAGCAACUGCCGCGAGGCAUGAGAAAGAUGCUGAGUACUACAAGAGGCAGCUUGAUGAAUUAAGGGGGAAUGUUGAAGUAAUUUUGGAGCGGCAACAAGAAUACGACAAGUUUAUGAAUACAUAUAUGUCAGAGAGGCAGAACCAAGGUGAGUCUCAUAGAGAGACUUAGGAACCUGCAUGGCUAGCUUUUUUAUUAAAGAUAAGUUUUUUGUGAUUUUGGAUUGUGGGACAUGGAAUGAUCUUUUGUAAUGGUUUUUUGGAGCUGUGGGCAACAAGAAGAAAUGAGGUUGGAAUGAUUUUUUGUAAGAGUUUUUUGGAGAUGUUGGCAGCAGGAAGAAAUGAGGCCCUGGAAAUGAGAUCAGACCCUGCAUAUGAGUUGCAUCAAUCAUGUGAACAAUCCUUAGCCUCUUUUAUAUAGAUAUAUAUAAAUAUAUAUAUAUAUAUAUAUACAUAUUGGAAUAUUCAUAUUCCCUUGUUGAAACUGAUCAUUGGUUGAGCUAAUUUUCAUGAUGACACCGUUGGUACAAAGGACUUUGAUGACAAUAGAUCAGACAACAUGAUUGAUCAGCUAGAUUUGUAUAUACAGAUGUCCUGAAUGAGGAGCACUGAAUUGGUAGGCCAGGAUGCAUGUUUAAAGGAAUUUGUGAUGCCAUAAUUUCUGACAAAGUGGACCUGUAAAGAGCUUGAUUGUUUGCCAAGCUGUAAAGAGGAAAACUGGUUUGUAAAGAGCUGUGAAUUUCAAAAGUGGAUGGACAUAGCUUCCCAGAUUGACACUACAUCAGCAUGCCAAUGUUUGAAGGCUUGCUCUUAGGAACACUGGUUAGAAAGAUGAGUUAUGGCAUUAAUUUAUAUAUGAUCAGCAGACCUAUAAUGUUGGCAUGUGUAUAAGUUAAUUAGAAGAACCUGGAUGUAUU